AUGCAAGAUCCUGAUGGUAUUGACAUUAAUACGAAAAUCUUUAACUCAGUUGCUGAAGUAUUUCAAAAGGCACAGGGUUCUUAUGCAGGACACAGGAAGCAUAUAGCAGUUUUGAAGAAAAUUCAGUCAAAGGCUGUUGAGCAAGGCUAUGAAGAUGCUUUUAACUUUUGGUUCGAUAAAUUAGUUACUAAGAUCCUUCCUCUGAAAAAGAAUGAGAUUAUCGGAGACAGGAUAGUAAAGUUAGUAGCUGCAUUUAUAGCUUCUUUAGAAAGGGAGUUGAUAUUGGCCAAAAAACAAAACUAUAAGCUCACGAAUGAUGAAGAAGGGAUAUUCUCAAGGUUCGUCGAUCAGUUCAUAAGACAUGUUUUGCGUGGUGUGGAAAGCCCUGACAAGAACGUCAGAUUUAGAGUUUUACAGUUAUUAGCCGUUAUAAUGGAUAAUAUAGGGGAAAUCGAUGAAUCACUUUUCAAUUUAUUAAUAUUGUCUUUAAAUAAGAGGAUUUAUGAUAGAGAACCAACGGUUAGGAUACAGGCUGUGUUUUGUUUAACUAAAUUUCAGGAUGAAGAGCAAACUGAACAUUUAACUGAGCUUUCUGAUAAUGAAGAAAAUUUUGAAGCUACGAGAACUCUAGUUGCUUCUAUCCAGAACGAUCCGUCAGCUGAAGUACGGAGGGCUGCAAUGCUGAAUUUGAUCAAUGAUAAUAAUACUAGACCGUAUAUCUUGGAGAGGGCUAGAGAUGUAAACAUCGUUAAUAGAAGGCUCGUGUAUUCGAGAAUUUUGAAAUCAAUGGGAAGAAAGUGUUUCGAUGAUAUUGAGCCGCAUAUUUUUGAUCAAUUGAUUGAGUGGGGUUUAGAAGAUAGGGAAUUAUCAGUGAGAAAUGCGUGUAAGAGACUCAUUGCUCAUGAUUGGUUAAAUGCUCUGGAUGGCGAUUUGAUAGAAUUACUAGAAAAAUUGGAUGUCUCAAGAUCCUCAGUGUGUGUUAAGGCUAUAGAAGCACUUUUUCAAUCAAGGCCAGAUAUAUUAUCUAAAAUCAAAUUUCCUGAAAGUAUUUGGAAAGACUUUACCGUAGAAAUUGCCUUCCUCUUUCGGGCUAUUUAUUUGUACUGUUUGGAUAAUAAUAUAACAGAAAUGCUGGAAGAAAACUUUCCAGAAGCCUCAAAAUUAUCCGAGCAUUUAAACCAUUAUAUUCUUCUCAGAUAUCAUCACAACGACAUUUCUAAUGACUCUCAGUCGCAUUUUGAUUAUAACACUUUAGAGUUUAUUAUUGAGCAACUAUCGAUUGCCGCCGAAAGGUAUGAUUAUAGCGAUGAGGUUGGAAGGAGAUCGAUGCUUACAGUGGUACGAAAUAUGCUGGCCUUAACUACACUCUCCGAACCUCUUAUUAAAAUUGGUAUUCGUGUAAUGAAAAGUCUGUCCAUAAAUGAAAAAGAUUUUGUAACAAUGGCAAUAGAAAUCAUUAAUGAUAUUAGAGACGACGAUAUUGAAAAACAAGAACAAGAAGAGAAAAUAAAAAGCAAGAAGAUUAAUCGCAGAAAUGAGACUUCCGUCGAUGAAGAGGACGAAAACGGCACACAUAAUGACGAAGUUAACGAGGAUGAAGAAGACGACAAUAUUUCAUCCUUCCAUUCUGCUGUAGAAAACUUAGUGCAGGGAAACGGCAACGUAUCUGAGAGUGACAUAAUAAAUAAUCUCCCACCCGAAAAGGAAGCGUCCUCAGCAACAAUUGUUCUCUGUCUUACAAGGUCAUCAUAUAUGCUAGAACUAGUUAACACACCGUUAACAGAAAACAUUUUAAUUGCGUCGUUGAUGGACACUUUGAUCACACCAGCGGUUAGAAAUACCGCGCCAAAUAUUAGGGAGCUUGGUGUCAAGAACCUUGGUUUAUGUUGUCUCUUGGAUGUGAAGUUGGCUAUUGAUAACAUGUACAUCUUAGGUAUGUGCGUUUCGAAAGGUAAUGCAUCAUUAAAGUAUAUUGCGUUACAAGUCAUUGUAGAUAUUUUUUCCGUACAUGGGAACACUGUGGUAGACGGAGAAGGCAAAGUUGACUCAAUCUCGUUGCACAAAAUAUUUUACAAGGUUUUAAAGAAUAACGGUUUACCGGAAUGUCAGGUGAUAGCAGCGGAGGGUUUAUGCAAACUAUUUUUGGCAGACGUGUUCACUGAUGAUGAUUUGUUUGAAACGUUGGUUUUGUCAUAUUUUUCGCCGAUAAAUUCCUCAAACGAAGCGCUGGUACAGGCAUUUGCCUUCUGCAUUCCAGUCUAUUGUUUUUCACAUCCUGCUCAUCAACAACGUAUGUCUAGGACGGCUGCGGACAUACUCUUAAGACUAUGUGUUCUUUGGGACGAUUUACAGAGCUCUGUAAUACCUGAGGUAGACCGUGAAGCUAUGCUAAAGCCUAACAUAAUAUUUCAACAGUUGCUAUUUUGGACUGAUCCACGUAACUUAGUUAACCAGACAGGUUCAACAAAAAAAGAUACAGUGCAGCUUACAUUCUUGAUCGAUGUGCUCAAAAUAUACGCUCAAAUUGAGAAGAAAGAAAUAAAGAAGAUGAUCAUCACUAAUAUAAACGCUAUAUUUCUUUCUUCUGAACAAGAUUAUUCUACUUUGAAAGAACUUCUUGAGUAUUCUGACGAUAUUGCAGAAAAUGAUAAUUUAGACAAUGUUAGCAAAAAUGCUCUGGACAAGCUAAGGAAUAAUUUGAAUUCGCUGAUUGAAGAGAUCAAUGAAAGGUCAGAAACUCAGACAAAAGAUGAGAACAACACUGCGAAUGACCAAUACUCGUCUAUUUUGGGGAAUUCAUUCAAUAAAUCUUCAAAUGACACCAUAGAACACGCUGCUGAUAUAACUGAUGGAAAUAACACAGAAUUGACUAAAACAACUGUUAAUAUUUCGGCAGUUGACAAUACAACAGAGCAAAGUAACUCAAGGAAAAGAACGAGAUCAGAAGCGGAGCAAAUUGACACAUCCAAAAACCUGGAAAACAUGAGUAUUCAAGACACGUCAACUGUAGCAAAAAAUGUAAGUUUUGUUUUACCUGACGAGAAAUCAGAUGCAAUGUCCAUAGAUGAAGAAGAUAAGGAUUCAGAGUCUUUCAGCGAGGUCUGUUAA
Saccharomyces cerevisiae S288C is the source of this 3108-nucleotide messenger RNA. RefSeq names its product condensin subunit YCG1 (gene YCG1). Gene Ontology annotation, cellular component: cytoplasm; chromosome; condensin complex. Gene Ontology annotation, biological process: mitotic chromosome condensation. Lineage: Eukaryota; Fungi; Ascomycota; Saccharomycetes; Saccharomycetales; Saccharomycetaceae. Bases 1 to 3108 code for a protein of 1035 amino acids. The transcript has a single exon. The record is from RefSeq and is marked reviewed.